This is a messenger RNA of Xenopus laevis (African clawed frog), 2618 nucleotides long. It is a transcript of the gene nek6.L, whose product is annotated as NIMA-related kinase 6 L homeolog. The record is from RefSeq and is a predicted model, not a curated record. Gene Ontology annotation, molecular function: ATP binding; kinase activity; transferase activity. NCBI's taxonomy places the organism in Eukaryota, Metazoa, Chordata, Amphibia, Anura, Pipidae. Gene Ontology annotation, biological process: regulation of mitotic metaphase/anaphase transition; positive regulation of canonical NF-kappaB signal transduction; chromosome segregation. The transcript is spliced from 10 exons. Gene Ontology annotation, cellular component: cytosol; spindle pole; centrosome. The coding region runs from base 412 to 1344 and encodes 310 amino acids.
GGGGGAGGGGAAUUUAGACGAAAGAGCUCAGAAUAGAGUGUCUGACACAUCCGAGCCGGACAUGCUGUCCCAAAGGUGUCAGCCGGAUGUUACUCGAUGUCACAUAAAGGAGAUAUCUUUCGGAAAUGGACCAGGCUUCUAGGUUGCAGGCUGUGUUCCUCUGAAUGCCAUCACUUAAUAUUGCAUGAUUUAAGCGGAGGGCUAGUAGAGAUUUUAUGGACCCGGAAACUGCAGACUAGAAUCCUCCAACUGUUGUUAAUCCACAACAACCAACGACGAAAAGGCUCAAAGGGAAUGUUGCACACUGCAGUUCAAUAAGCCAUGGGUGGGUCUCUAGAGCAAAACAAUGUUCUUCUACAAGUGGAACAUGUACAACCGCUUUAGAGUGCACAAAUUAACUGGAAUGUUACUAUGGAGGGACAGCAUCGACUAGAAGACCAAAACAACCCAAUGUGCAAAGUCCAGGGGCAGGAAUACCAGCACGACGGCCAACGACACGUGACCUCCUAUCCCUAUCGGUGCAUAUUGGCAAACUUCAAGAUAGAGAAGAAGAUUGGGCGGGGGCAAUUCAGUGAGGUCUACAGAGCCAUGUGCCACUUGGACAGAAAACCUGUGGCCUUGAAAAAAGUUCAGAUAUUUGAAAUGAUGGAUGCCAAAGCUAGACAAGACUGUAUUAAAGAAAUUGAUCUCCUAAAGCAACUGAACCACCCAAAUGUAAUCAAGUAUUUGGAUUCCUUUAUUGAAGACAAUGAGCUGAAUAUUGUUCUGGAGCUUGCGGAUGCCGGAGACCUCUCUCAGAUGAUUAAAUACUUUAAAAAGCAGAAGAGGUUAAUCCCAGAGAGGACGGUGUGGAAAUACUUUGUGCAGUUAUGCAGUGCUGUGGAACACAUGCAUUCCCGUAGAAUCAUGCACAGAGACAUCAAGCCUGCUAACGUGUUUAUCACAGCCACCGGGGUGGUGAAACUGGGAGACCUUGGGCUAGGGAGAUUCUUCAGCUCCAAAACCACGGCGGCACAUUCCUUGGUGGGAACACCAUAUUACAUGUCCCCAGAAAGAAUCCAUGAAAAUGGCUACAACUUCAAGUCAGAUAUCUGGUCCUUAGGGUGUCUGCUGUAUGAAAUGGCGGUUUUACAGAGUCCUUUCUAUGGAGACAAAAUGAACUUGUUUUCCCUGUGUCAGAAGAUAGAACAGUGUGACUACCCUCCUCUGCCCAAAGAACACUACUCGGAAAAGCUACGAGAGUUGGUCAGCAUGUGCAUCUACCCAGACCCAGACCAAAGGCCGGACAUUGGCUACGUUCACCAGAUCGCAAAACAGAUGCAGGUGUGGACCUCCAGCACAUGAAGAAGCGAGGAUUGACCCUGAUAAAGAGCAGGCAGUCCCGCCUUACUUGAACAAGUCUCUUCCAUGAAGCAGAGGCCAAUGGAGCUCUGCGAAGAGCCACAAUCAUUUCAUAACUGCGGCCUAGUAACGGGCAAACCAGGCUGGCAGUCCACGAGCCAGGCCACACUCCAGGAGGCAACACAUUUAAAACUGAUAGUAGAUGUUAUAAGUUGUAGAUUGUCUGAAACAAGCUGUGUGUGUGUAAUGUAGACUAGACAUGAAUGAAAACACGGUGCCUUACAGCAUCCAAAAUAGAUUUCUAAUGUGAAUAUUGAAAUAAUUCCUUUGGUGAGCUUGUCUUUGUUAUGUCCUUAUUGUCCUGCAUUGGGGCAACAGCUUUACUUUCUCUCUCAUCCAAUAACAUGUUUAAGCUGUAAAUCUGUCCGGCAUAUUUGUCAAUGUUUAGAGGGGGGGGAAAAAAAAAAAAAGUUGAGCUUUGGAAUUUUUUUUUAUAUUUUUUGUUUCUGUUUAAAGGGGAAUAUGAACACCAAAGAGAACAGUGCUCACCUUACUAGAACCGGAGAUUGCUGUUCUUAAGGAAAUACUGUGGUGAUGUCACAAUAGCAGUGUCUGUAUCUAGGAGAUCCAGAAGAACUUUACUAACGGAAUCUAACUGCAAUAUAUUAUUUAAAUAAAGUCAACGCAGUGUUAACCUCUAAAAGGCAGCGCGAAUGAUUGAGACUAGAUCUAGAUGCACCGUAUCCAGUAUUGUGGAUUCAGCCGAACCCUCGAAUCCUUUGCAAAAGAUGCGUCUGAAUACAGAACCGAAUCCGUGGGAAAGGGAAAAACAUCUUUUACUUCCUUGUUUUCUGACAAAAAGUCACGUGAUUUCCCUCCUGACUCUAAUUUGCAUAUGCAAAUUAGGAUAAGGAUUCGGUUCGCCCAGGCAGAAGGAUUCGCCCAAAACCGAAUCCUGCUGAAAAAGGCCGAAUCACGAAUCAAAUCCUGGAUUCGGUGCAUCCCUAACUCGAUCAUACUUUUCAUUCUAACUGUGAAUACAUAGCAAAUGUGAACGGCGCAGCAAUUUGAAGGACGGACGGAACGGUUUCCCGCGCAGGAUGUGACGGCGCAAGGGGAUCGCUGGAAAGUCGCUCUAGCAUUUAUAUUUAGACUUGCUGUUACAGUAUCUGCUUCGUAUGUUUUUAAUGCACCCGUGUCAGAAAAAAAGGUGUUCUCUGUGGUUGAUUUAAAACAAAAAAAAAAAUCUUUGCAAUAAACUAUUUGUCCAUAUUUUA